UGUCGCGACCUGUUUAAACAUUUGUAAAGGACAAAAAAGGGUUUCCUGUGAGUUCAGAGAAAGCUUCGGAUAACUAGCAACCGUAAUUUGAAGCACCAAGAUGGACAGGUGUCGUUACUCUGAAGCGUAGCUUAUUUAGUGGCUCCAGUUCAACUCGUUCAAGCCAGUUCAUGCCGCGCGCGCCGCGUGCGUUCGAGCGUGUUGUUCACGUGUCUACAGCACCGAACGUAUCAUUCUCGAGAUUCCUGCUCGGCUCUCGCUCUGUCCGUUGUAGUGCAGCCAUUGCAGUCGUGCAGCUUGGGUUGGAGAGACGCUUCGGGCAUCCUUAUCACACAUGGCUUCCGAGGAGAACGUCCCCCCCAUCCCGCCAAUAAACCCUCCGCCCAGCACGUCAAGAAGUCUUUCUUCGUCGGGAAGCCCUCCACCCAGCCCGCCAAGAAGCCUUCCGCCGGGCGCCGUCCCCAAAAAGUUUACGACGGAAUGGGCGCUCAAAGAUUUUGAGAUUGGGCGACCGUUAGGAAAGGGAAAGUUCGGCAAAGUCUACCUGGCACGUGAAAAGUCCAGCAAGUUCAUUAUCGCACUCAAGUACAUCUACCAGCUGUGCGUGGCCCUAAAGUACUGCCAUGCCAACAAGGUGAUCCACCGGGACAUCAAGCCAGAGAACCUACUGCUAGGCUUCAACGGGGAGCUUAAGAUGGCCGACUUCGGCUGGUCCGUACACGCACCGUCUUCCAGGCGGAGAACCAUCUGCGGCACCGUGGACUACAUGCCGCCCGAGAUGAUUGGGUGCUGUGUGUACGACGAAAAGGUGGACAUUUGGACGCUUGGCGUACUCACCUACGAGUUCCUGGUGGGCAAGCCGCCCUUCGAGUCCACAACGCUCAGGGAGACUCACCGUCGCAUCUGCGCCAUCGACAUCAAGUUUCCCGACUUUGUCUGCAAACCAGCGAGGGACCUCAUCACCAAGCUCCUGAAAAAAAUGCCCAAGGAGCGGGCAACCUUGGAUGAAGUUCUUGCUCACCCGUGGGUCGUGGACAACGCUGACACGACUGUCGAGGCAUCAACCCUGUGAAUAAAGUCUCGGUAGUGUGAUACCAGGGUUUAGUGAGCAAAGCAUGUUGCAGGCUUUGCAACUGGGGUAAUAUUGCAUCAGACUAUUAGAUUAUUUUUCCCUUCCUGGUUUUCUUAGUCCUCCUCUUUUUUUGUGUGUGUAAUUGUUUCAACAAGUGAUAUAUCUGUAUGUAUGUUUCAUAAUGUGAAGUAUCAAUGGUUUGUAAUUUAAAU
Ixodes scapularis (black-legged tick) is the source of this 1284-nucleotide messenger RNA. RefSeq names its product aurora kinase A-B. The transcript is spliced from 5 exons. Lineage: Eukaryota; Metazoa; Arthropoda; Arachnida; Ixodida; Ixodidae. Gene Ontology annotation, cellular component: chromosome passenger complex; spindle pole centrosome; spindle microtubule. Gene Ontology annotation, molecular function: protein kinase activity; ATP binding. Gene Ontology annotation, biological process: regulation of cytokinesis; protein phosphorylation; mitotic spindle organization. Bases 335 to 1072 code for a protein of 245 amino acids. The record is from RefSeq and is a predicted model, not a curated record.